Yamadazyma tenuis ATCC 10573 is the source of this 1555-nucleotide messenger RNA. RefSeq lists its product as uncharacterized. Gene Ontology annotation, cellular component: membrane. NCBI's taxonomy places the organism in Eukaryota, Fungi, Ascomycota, Pichiomycetes, Serinales, Debaryomycetaceae. The record is from RefSeq and is a predicted model, not a curated record.
AACUUAUUACAUGGGAGCAUUGGUUUCAAUUCCUCUUGCCGGCACGUCGACGUUGGUUUCAUCGGCUGCGUCAUGUUUCGGUGCCGCUGCCUGUUCCGCCUUCUGUACGUCGAUUGGCGGGACGUUCCAGUCGUCUAUUCUCACGAGAAUAACCUAUGCAUUUUUAUUACUAUUCAACUCCCUUCUAUCAUGGAUAGCAUUAUCACCAUACGUGGUGCACAAACUCGAGAAGGCCUCGUUCGGAUUCAUCAACAAUAACUGUGGGGCCGAGGGUGGGCAAUGUAUCAGCUUUGCUUCUGUGCACAGAAUCAACUUGGCGUUAGGGGCUCUCCAUUUGCUAUUAGCCGGGUUGUUGAUAAACGUCAAGUCCACCACCAACCCGCGGGCGGCCAUCCAGAACGGCUGGUGGAAGUUAAAACUGUUGUUGUAUGUGGUGCUCAUCUUGGUCAAUUUCUUGUUGAUCCCUGAUGGGUUCUUUGUGUUUUACGGUAAUCACAUUGCCAUCAUAUUUUCCACCAUAUUUAUUGGGAUAGGGUUGGUUUUGCUUGUCGACUUUGCCCAUGCAUGGGCCGAGACAUGCUUGGAGAAGAUCGAGUUGGAGGAGUUGACGGGUGAUGGCGAAUAUAACGCUGGGUUCUGGAAAAAGCUUCUUAUCGGAGGUACUUUGCUUAUGUACGUUUCCAGUAUCGUGGUAACCGUCUUGAUGUACGGAUUUUUCGCCAACAAAGGGUGCUCGAUGAACAUCACGGCCAUCACGCUCAACAUGCUUUUUGCAAUCGUGAUCUCCGGCUUAUCAAUUAACCAAACCGUGCAAGAAUCCAACCCUCACGCGGGAUUAGCCCAGUCGUCCAUGGUUGUGUUCUACUGCACAUACCUCGUGAUGAGUGCAGUGGCGUCCGAGCCCGACGACAUGAACUGCAACCCGUUGGUGCGGUCUCGUGGAACCCGUACCGCCAGUAUUGUCUUGGGAGCGUUUUUCACGUUUAUCGCCAUGGCUUAUACCACCACGCGAGCAGCUGCCAAUUCGGCAUUUUUCGACGAUGAGGAAAGCACGGAGAUGGCCUCAGGCCUCAUCAGUUCCCAACCCAGCGGCCGUAACGAAAUGCGGUACCAGGCAAUUAAACAGGCAGUGGAUGAAGGUUCUUUGCCUGAAAGUGCCUUGAAUCAGUUGAGUUUGUACGACGACGAGGGAACGGCCGCCGAUGAGGAGCGCAAUAGUGUCAAAUACAACUAUGCGUUGUUCCACGUGAUCUUCUUCUUGGCCACGCAGUAUGUGGCUACUUUGUUGACCAUUAAUGUUAAGCAGGACGAAGUGGGAGACUUUAUUCCCGUCGGAAGAACAUAUUUUUCGAGUUGGGUCAAAAUCAUUAGCUCGUGGGUUUGCUUUGCAUUGUACGGAUGGAGCUUAGUUGCUCCAGUUGUAUGGCCAGAUCGGUUUGGGGUUCAGUUGUAGUUAUAUAGGUAAUGCGAUACAGUGAGCCACUUGCCUAAUUAGGCAGUCAAGACCCAAACAGUUUGAUUGGCUCGCGACUUGUGCGAACAUUUACAAAACCUG